AUGCUAAUAUUAAUACUAGCUGUUUUAUUUUUCAAUAGACACGCAAAGGCGACCAAUACUUCGACUAGAAUAGUUAAUGGUAAUGAAGCUCCAGAUGGAGGGAUCCCGUAUCAGGUAUCAUUGAGGCUGGGGGGGAGCCAUUUUUGUGGGGGAUCUAUUCUUAAAGCCGAAUGGAUACUUAGCGCCUCGCAUUGUUUCGACCGAAUCCGAUACGUACAAUACAUAACAGCACUUGUUGGCACGAAUGAUCUUAAAUCUGGUGGCGAUGAAGUUAAAAUCGACAAGAUUGUCAAGCACCCAGAUUACGUCCAGAAACAAUACAAAAACGAUAUAGCCUUACUGAAAACCCUACAACGCAUAACGUUUAACGAGAGAGUUAAACCUAUACCUUUACCGGAACAAGAUACGGAGCCUGGGGCCAAUCUACUUGUGUCCGGUUGGGGGCAGACCAAAGAAAACCCUGCUGAAUUUCCCGAUAAACUCCAAAUGCUGAAUGUAACAGCUAUAUCUGUAGAAGAGUGUAAGAACCAAUUAGGAAAAUUUAUACCAAUAGAUGAAACAAAGCUGUGUACUUCGAAACAAGAAGGGACUAGUGCGUGUUCGGGAGAUUCUGGUGGACCACUGGUGGAAGGAACAGUUCUUGUUGGUGUCGCGUCCUUCGUCGUAACACCAUGCGCUACAUUUGACUAUCCAGACGGAUAUACAAGAGUAUUUCAGUACAAAGAUUGGAUUACUAAAAACAUCUCUUGA
Molecule: messenger RNA, 750 nt
Organism: Leptosia nina
Lineage: Eukaryota; Metazoa; Arthropoda; Insecta; Lepidoptera; Pieridae
Source: the annotation of a GenBank genome assembly